Purpureocillium lilacinum is the source of this 672-nucleotide messenger RNA. RefSeq lists its product as uncharacterized. The record is from RefSeq and is a predicted model, not a curated record. Gene Ontology annotation, biological process: mitochondrial respiratory chain complex I assembly. NCBI's taxonomy places the organism in Eukaryota, Fungi, Ascomycota, Sordariomycetes, Hypocreales, Ophiocordycipitaceae. Gene Ontology annotation, cellular component: membrane; mitochondrion.
AUGAAGCGCAUAGGACCCGUCGCGCAGGCAUGGUACAAGUGGAAGGCCCUCCGCCUGCCCUGGCGGAAGCGCUUCUUUGUCGGGUAUGACCUCCAGGGCAACACCUUCUGGGAGUUCCGCCUCACCACCCGCGGCGGCUCCGACACCUCCCUCGACCCCUCCGCCUCGUCGGAGCGCUGGCGCCGCAUCGUCCACUACCCUCGCUCGACGCACUACUCGGACGUCAAGGUCAGCCCGCUCUGGCACCAGUGGCUGCGGCACACGCGCCCGGACGCCCCCUCGCUCGCCGAGCAGCGCGCCGACGUCUCCCGCCAGGAGCGCACAAAGGUGCUCGCCGCGCAGGCCGACGCCCGGUGGGAGGCCAAGCCUCGCGUCAUGGAGGCGCCUGAGGAUGCUGCCGCGAGGAUAGCACCGGCGGGGCCGGUCGCGGCGGUGGGCCAGGAGCAGCAGCAGAAGCAGCAGGAUGCCGAGUCGGAACAGCAGGCGGCCCGGUCGGAGCAGCAGCAACCGGCGGAGCAAGAAACCGGCUCCGCGGCCGUCAAGGGCAAGGGCGCAGCAGCAUCACCAGCGGCCGCCCCCGAAAACGACCCGUGGGCAAAGGCCAGGGCACAAGGACCGAGCGAAAAGUGGCAGCCCGCGGCAUGGACCCCAACCGCCGCCAAGAAGCGGUAA